GAUACUUCGUGGCUUUUUGUAUAUGCAUACCCUUGAUGGCCUGGGCAGUUUCACGUGUGUUCUUAAAGUGAACGCGAAGAUUGGAACCUCUUGUUUUGCAUGACUUUGUGGGGUUCUCUGGAUCAAGUGAAUAGCGAACCAUUUUCACAGAUUACCUCAGGCCGCUUGGGGAAAGAGGAAGAAUGGUGACUUCUGGGAGAACUCCAAAGCCACAGUUCUUAAGCAGGGAUAAGAAAUACUUUGGACAUCUAUGUAAUAUAAAAUAUUUUUUUAAUAUUUUGCAAAAAUUUUUCUUUCAUUUACUUAUGCAGUUAGAUUAGAAUGCCGAAAUUUCCAUUUUGUUUUAUUUUAUAAAUGAAAGUCAUCUGACUUAAUGAGAAAAUGGUGUAUAAUGUAUUAUUGGAGAAUGUUCUUUUGAAUAGAAGACAUUGGUUUUAAACUUUUUGCAGGGUUUGACUUGGGAAGGUAGGAAGUCACAUGAGGGAAACGUAGGGCUAAUGUCUAAAGAAAAUAAAGGUUAGUUUGCACUUAUUUUUUUAAAUGUUCGUUUGGCUUUCCUAUGUGCGUAUAACAGGACAUUUAUCUCUUCUGCUAUAAUUGUACAUGAUUACAUAGAAUUUUAAUAGAGUUGUAAAUAUUGGCAGGCUUUCAUUUGGGGUGAUUUUCAUUUAUUUUUAUAUUUGAUACUUUCUGACUGCCUGGAGGUAGUAAAUGUUGAUCUACCACCGUUAGUUUUGAGUGAAGAAUUCUGAUACUUUGGAGAAGUAAAUGCAUUUCAAACAUACAUUACUGUGUGAAACUACCAUUUUAUUAGUUACACUUAGGUAUGAAAAUGCAAAAACAAAUCUGUAGUUCUUCUGUCACAUCAUUUUUAUGCCUCACAAACUCAUAGCCAAAUAGCCCCAAAUUCAUAUGUUAAAAAAAAAAAGCUUCCAUAAGGUCAAUAACACAGUAUCUUGAAAAAUUUCAGUUUAAAAAAAGUUUUCAGUAAUAUGGGAUCAUUCAGAAGCAGAUACCGUGUGGAAAAUAUAUUAUUGUUAAGUAGAUUUACUGUUUAAUGGGAAGAGAUUUGUUGUUGCAUGUUAUAUGGCAUUUUUCAUGUAACAUCUUUUACAUAUCCCUGUCAACAAGUAGGAGGUGUUAACUACAAUUUAUUCAACAAAUAUUUGUUGAGCCUGUGUGUCAGGCACUAUUCCAAGGUCUGUUAACAGGCUUAUUUUCAGACUAGGCGCGGUGGCUCAAGCUUGUAAUCCCAGCACUUUGGGAGGCCGAGGCGGGUGGAUCACGAGGUUGAGAGAUCGAGACCAUCCUGGUCAACAUGGUGAAACCCCGUCUCUACUAAAAAUACAAAAAAUUAGCUGGGCAUGGUAGCAUGUGCCUGUAAUCCCAGCUGCUCAGGAGGCUGAGGCAGGAGAAUUGCCUGAACCCAGGAGGCGCAGGUUGCGGUAAGUCAAGAUCGCGCCAUUGCACUUGAGCCUGGGUAACAAGAGCGAAACUCUGUCUCAAAAAAAAAAAAAACAGGCUUAUUUUCUAGAGGCAGAAUAUAUAUAUAUAUAAUUAUAGGACUUGUUAUACCUCAGGACAGGAUGAAUUAUGGAAAAAAUAGUAAACUUGGUCUUUUGGCAUGAAAUGAUUUUUGAUACAAUAAUUUCCAAAUUCUGUGACUUCCAUAAUUGUAGAGUGGGUCUGUAGUUGAAUUGAACUCGAUUGUUCCUGAAGUAGAAGUGAGUAUCAUUGCCAUGAUUUUAUUUCAGUUUUGUUUUCCUCAAAAUAGAAUUUGCUAAACUUUUAGAAGGAAAAAAUGUUUCCUCUGCAGACCUAACCAAGCAUAUUAAACUAUUACCUACUUGCUCUUAGGUUCCAAAAUAUUCAGAUCAUCCUAAUGAUUAUCUCCCUAUACUGGCUUGACUCUGAUAUAUGAUUAUUAACAUUUGUGUAACACUGUACACAGACUGAUUUUACGUGACAUAAAAGGUUUCACAAAGACUUUAAAAUUGUGUUCAUUUUACUUGUACUAGUGUGUUUUCAAUUUAAAAAAAUAGCCCCUGUGAUUGUAUAUAAAAUAUAGUAUCCUGUCAUGAUAAGGGUGUUAGAUUUAGUUUCUUCUUUUAUAAAUGAAAAUAGCUACUUCCCAUAAUUGUUAUGAAAGCUAAAUAAGAAAAUGUAGAUAAUAAUUUAUAAAGUUAAAUUCAAAGAUUUAAUAAUUUAUGAAAUUGACUUCAAAUAGGAAGAGUAUUACUACAAUCCAGUUGCCUCGAAACCUCAGUAGGCAGCUUUUUAUUGUGACAGGAAACCUCUAUUGAGGUUUGAGGUGAUGAGGGUGAAAAAUUUAAUUUUAGAGAAGAAGCUUGUGGUGUGGCAUUGAUAACUUUAGGGAUGUGAAUAGGAUUAUGGGGGGGAAAAAAACAACAAAAAAACCUUGCCUCCAGAGAGAUGAAAAGUACCACAUGGGCUCUAAGUCAGUGUCAAAAUAUUUUUUUUGGAGCUAGCCUGACUCUGGAGAGGUCAGUAAAAUAAACAGUUGCAACAGAGAGGCUAGAUUAGCAAGUAUGGGUUUCUAAAUGAUAAACGGCUUUUAGGCUAGAAUCAGGGCUGAAUUAGCCCUCCCACCACUUAUUUGUUUCGAGGGUGUUCGAAGGGCCUAGAACUGAGUUCACAUGGUGCAUGAUUGUGGUCUGGGGAGUAGGGAAGUAUAUUAGAUUCUAAUAUGGGGGUAGGCGUGAAGGGAAGUAUAUUAGAUUCUAAGAAAAUAUAUUUUGGUGGUUAUCCUUUUUUAAAAUAAGUAAUAAUGAGUAUUUAGAACAAGAACAGUUUUGUAAGAAGGAAAAUGCCUAAAAUCUGAACUGUAUUCUUCUAUGUUUUUAUGACAUUAUGUAAAUCAAAGGUGUUUUCCUUUUAAGUGAAAGAAAAGGUCAGGAGUAUGAAAUCCUAAGCCCUUUUUCUCCCCCUUAAAACCCUACAGGUUCACUGUAGAAAAAAAUUGCAAGUGGGGAAGAAAAAUGCUUUCAGAGAGAAAAGUUAGUUCUGAAUUUGUGUACUUCAGUAACAGUAGUUGAAGUUUUUAUUAGAUGCAAGAAGAUGUCUCUAAAGUAAAAUCCUUUGUGUUAACAUUCGAUUUUGUAUUGUAUUAUAGUAACUUUAUUCAAACUUCUUUUUUGUUUAGCAUUUAACGGAAGAAAAACCUUAUGGCCUUAUCAAUGAAGCUACUAGAAAUGUAGUGCUGUUUUGUUGCCCAGCCUGGACUUGAACUCCUGGGUUUAAUUAAGGCAAGUUGCUUUGGCAGAUAUAAUUCUCAUCAAUAAAACAGACUUGGUUCCGGAAGAAGAUGUAAAGAAGCUAAGAACAACAAUUAGAUCCAUAAAUGGACUAGGACAAAUCUUAGAAACACAAAGAUCAAGAGUUGAUCUUUCUAAUGUGUUAGAUCUUCACGCCUUUGAUAGUCUCUCUGGAAUAAGUUUGCAGAAAAAACUUCAGCAUAUGCCAGGAACACAACCUCACCUUGAUCAGAGUAUUGUUACAGUCACAUUUGAAGUACAAGGAAAUGCAAAGGAAGAACAACUUAAUGUAUUUAUUCAGAAUCUCCUGUGGGAAAAGACUGUGAGAAACAAGGACAAUCACUGCAUGGAGGUCAUAAGGCUAAAGGGAUUGGUGUCAAUCAAAGACAAACCACAACAAGUGAUUGUCCAGGGUGUCCAUGAGCUCUAUGAUCUGGAAGAGACUCCAGUGAACUGGAAGGAUGACACUGAGAGAACAAAUCGAUUGGUCCUCAUUGGCAGGAAUUUAGAUAAGGAUAUCCUUAAACAGCUAUUUAUAGCUACCGUGACAGAAGCAGAAAAGCAGUGGACAACACUUUUCAAAGAAGAUCAGAAUCUCAUUUAGGAUACCAUGUUACAUGUAAUAGUCAUACAUCCUUCGACUCCUCUUGGCUGUGACAAUCCCUUUGAAUCUCCUUGUUUUGAUGAACUUGACAGUUUUGAAGCAUAUUGGUCAGGUGCGCAAGAUGCUCCUGUGUUGGAAUUUGAUGUUUUCCUCAUGAUUAGGGGUUUUUGGAGAAAAAUCACGGAGUACCAUUUUCAUCACAUCAUACCAAGGGUAUAUGCUGUUACCAUGAUUUAUGACUAUUGAUGUUGACAUUGAUGACCUGAUCACCUGGCUGAAGGGGUGUUUAUCAGGUUUCUCCACUGUAAAGUUACUUUUUACCCCCUUUUUCAUACUGGGCUUGGAAGGAAAUCACUAUGUUCUGCCCACACUAAAGAAUGGGGAGUUGUAGUCUACUUUUUGGGGAGUGGAGUGGCUACAUAAUUAAUCGAAAUUCUUUCUCAAGGGAGAGUUGUCUCUUUCCCCUUGUUCAUUGAUUCAGUCAUUUAUGUUGAUCAGUGUGGACACAUGAAUAUUUUAUACUUUGGGUUACAUUUUAAUUCUAUAUUUUGUUACUCAAAUUAUCCCAGCUUUGGCCAUUGGGAACUCUUUCAGUUUUCUCCUGUUCCCCCUUUGACAUAGCCCCAUCAAUGUGGGUUUUGUGUUUCGUUUUGUUUUUGAGUACCUCCUUAUUUUUCUCCUUUCAUUUUUAAAUAACUCCAAUCCCUAUAGAAGUUGGGGCUAGAAAAACUUAACAAUGCUGCAGGUCAUCCAAUUCCUAUGCUGAUGGAAGAAAUGUGACUCACCCGCAGAGGGCUGGGGAGGAGACAUCUGGGAUUAUUGUGGUUGAAUAAGACACCUGUCCUGGCCCUCCUGGAGCUUAGUUUAGUAGGUCACACAAGUAGUCAUUGGUAAAUUUGGGAUUCAAACAAAUCUGUUAGGCUCAGACCUGCCUGUUGCUUGUCCUCCAAGCUGCAUAUAAACUGAGGUGCCUUAAAGGGUAAAAACUUCAGGAGCAGAGAAGACAUAAGUUUUAAAAGAAGAUUUGCAAGAAAGCUGUUUUCCAUAUUUUAUCCUGAAGGCACUAGCUCAUUUAAGCUAUUUUUUGUUAUAUUUUGCCCUUGUAGUUGGCUUCUGAUUUCUCACUGAACAUUCAUUGUCAUAAUUACAGACACUAUGUGACAAUCAAUGGCAUAUUUUGUGCUGCAUUUUUAUUACAUGGCACCCCAAAUUUUUCCCAAGUAGGUAGGUUUUAAAUUAUGAAUAUAUACUGUGACAUAGUAUCUUACUUUGUACUCUAAUAAGAUUCUUAUUUAUAUAACAAAUAUUUUUAUUCCUCUGUAGUGCUACUUUAGACUCUGAGCUAAUUUAAAUGAAGCCAAUCUAAAAAUCAUGUUACUUCUAAGGAUAUUGAGUAAGUGGAACAAUUCUCCUGCCAUAUUACCCCUCCCCAGUACAGAUAGUGAAUGAGAACCCACUGAUUUAAAGACAACACUGCAGCCCCUUCUUGCCUCAUUGAAGUUCCUAGUUUUAUCAUUACAAUAAAAGCACUUAAUGUUGGCACUUCUAACAGAAUGAGGGAAGAGCCAGAACCAGGCAGAGUAGUGUGUGCCUGUAAUCCCACCUACUCAGGAGACUGAGGCAGGAGGAUCACUUGAGCCCAGGAAUUCAAAGCCAGCCUGGGCAACAUAAAUCUUGUCUCUAAAAAUGAAAUGAUUAGGAAGGGAGGAAGAGAGAAGCCAUUAUAGACUGGGUGUAUCUUUUCUAUGUGGAGCCAUUUUGUAAGAACAGCAUUUUUUCAAACUGGGCCCAUACUGGUACAUGUGAAAUCAGUUUAGUUGGUUAUGACCAUUUUUUAAAAAAAGAAAUAUCGGUAAUUACUAUAGUGUAAUUAUAUUGUUUUGUGAAACCCAUCUUAGAUACGUAUGUCUGUAUGUGCAAGAUUGUGAUAUAAAAUGCAUUUCUUACUGUGGUUAAAUAUUCAAAGAAGUUGGAGAACCAUUACUAUAAGGGGACAGAGGACUCCACGUGAGCUCUUCUGCCUUCCCUGAAUGAACUUGCACAGCUUAAUGCUAAGACAUUCAACCUUUUUGAAAAUUUGAGUCGGAAAGCAUCUUGGGGAGGAGAGGAAAAAGGUAAAAGGGGCAAAGCAACCCCCCGCUCCGCCGCCUCAAACCCCCCAUUCAGCUUGGGAAUGUUUUUAGACCCUUAAAUAUCAUUCAGCUCACCAUUCUGGAUAAGGACAGACUCUACCAAAGAAAAUGGGUAAUUACCCAGCUGUGAAACACAAAAACGUACUUUCACGUCUACACAUUCCUUUACAAACCACCGUGCACAUUUCAGCCUCCCCGCCUCCUGCCCGCCCAGCCGCCAUUUCUUUUCUCCAGGAGAGAAAAGCUGCAUGUCUAAGUGGUCAUAGAUUGUUGAGUAUCAUACUUUCCUACCUCGUUUUUAUUUGCGCGGUUUUAAUUGCGCCU
Messenger RNA from Callithrix jacchus (white-tufted-ear marmoset), 6335 nucleotides. Lineage: Eukaryota; Metazoa; Chordata; Mammalia; Primates; Cebidae. The record is from RefSeq and is a predicted model, not a curated record.